AUGGCUCACUGUGGGCAGAAACAUACGUGCGUCAAACACCAAGGUUACCACCUUCAUCGCUUUGCUAGCAGCAGAGAGACGUGCUCCGUCUCCGUGCUUCACACGGGCAUCCAUGGAAACUGUGUCGUGGCCGACGGAGCCCCAGGCUGGACCAGAGAGACCUCCUCCGUUUUCCACAGCGAGACAGCUUUUCCCGAGCCAUCGGGAAUCUCUUCGGCCAGCACUGCCCUGGGCUCGCCUGUGGUACAGCCCAAGCGGCUCCGGCUGCUGCGCUCUGCCCGCCCCGGGGCAGCCAGCAACCAGCCGGACCCCUGCGGCGAGGGGCGAGCUGCUUCCAGGACAGGAGCCCCGAGUGUUCCCGAGCGCUCUGCGGCAGCCCCUCCGCUCCGCACGCAGGCUCCCGCCGUGCGGCUCUGGGUGCUCCUCAGCCUGCUGCUGCUGCAGGAAGCGCUGCCACACGUAUUUGGUAGAGUUAUUGCGAAGAGUAAGCGUCCCAAAGAACCUGGAGAAAACAAAAUUAAGCCUGUUAACAAGAAAGUAAAACCCAAGAUUCCCAAAAUGAAGGAGAGAGAAUCUGUGGACUCCUCUUUGAAGUCCCAGUCCAUACUGACACAGGUGAUGGAAAAAGGUCAUUUCCAGAAACUAGCUGCUACCUUAAGCCUGGCUGCAGGACAAAGCAUAGAGCUGCGAUGUAAGGGGAGUAAUGUUACUUGGAACUAUCCUUCUUAUUUAGACACCUUUAAAGACUCCAGACUCAGCAUAAAGCAGCUUGACAGGUAUAGUCAGCUGAUCCUUGCAAACUCCACUGCAGCAGACACAGGUGAAUACAGCUGCUGGCUUCAGCUGUGCAAUGGCAACAAAUGCAGGAAGGAUGAGACUAAAACAGGGUCAACAUACAUCUUUUUCACAGACAAAGAGGAACUUUUUGUACCUACUCCCAGUUAUUUUGAGAUUGUCUACCUGAACCCAGAUAAACCUGCAGUCAUCCCAUGCCGUGUUACUACUCCUUCAGCAAAAGUGACUCUUCACAGGGAAUUUCCAGCAGAAGAAAUUGAAACAGAUGGAACCGAUAUUAUUUAUGAUGCAAAGAAGGGUUUUGUCUUCCAGAACCCUACUUCUGAUCAUAAAGGUAUUGUCUACUGCAAAGCAGAGUCACAGGGAGCACCUCAGAUUUCCAUCAAGUAUCGCCUACUGUAUGUGGAAGUUCCCAAGGGCCCGCCCUCAGCCACAAUUGCAGUUUCCUCCAGUAGAGCUGGGCUCAGUGACAGAGUUCAGGUCGUCUGCACAGUCCUCGGGGAGCCAGAUGUGGAUGUGAACUUCAGGUGGCAGUAUCCAGGGCAAGAGUCUGGGAGGCCUGUGAUUACUCAAAACUUCUGGAGAUUGAUAAACAGAGGAAUUGGACAUACUACAAGAAUCUCAAAGAGUGUUCUUCUUGUGGAGGAUUUUGAAGACAUAGAUGUGGGAAACUAUGUUUGUAUAACUCAGAACCUACAAGGAGAAACAACAGUAGCUACCAAAGUUGAACUAAAGUGA
Messenger RNA from Cinclus cinclus, 1533 nucleotides. RefSeq names its product platelet derived growth factor receptor like (gene PDGFRL). The coding region runs from base 1 to 1533 and encodes 510 amino acids. NCBI's taxonomy places the organism in Eukaryota, Metazoa, Chordata, Aves, Passeriformes, Cinclidae. The record is from RefSeq and is a predicted model, not a curated record. The transcript has 10 exons.